This is a messenger RNA of Morus notabilis, 6009 nucleotides long. Its product is annotated as putative callose synthase 8. The coding region runs from base 93 to 5981 and encodes 1962 amino acids. Gene Ontology annotation, biological process: (1->3)-beta-D-glucan biosynthetic process. The record is from RefSeq and is a predicted model, not a curated record. Gene Ontology annotation, cellular component: 1,3-beta-D-glucan synthase complex; plasma membrane. Lineage: Eukaryota; Viridiplantae; Streptophyta; Magnoliopsida; Rosales; Moraceae. Gene Ontology annotation, molecular function: 1,3-beta-D-glucan synthase activity. The transcript has 41 exons.
UACUCUGAAUCCAUGUCUUCUUAUUACUCUAUUCUUUCCCUCCUACCACCGUUACCAACCCUUUUGAGCUCUCCACAAAAUCGAACACCACAAUGUCUCACGAGAUUGUGGUCGCGGAGCCUAUUUUCUACGAGUGUGAACCCGAGCUUCCGAAACCGGCCAGUUCAAGUUCAAUCACGGUUAGCUCCGAAAUAGUACUUGACCAGCAGCAGCAGCACCAGAGUGUUCCUGAGCCGUUUGAUAGUGAAAGAUUGCCUCAAACUGUGGCUGCUGAAAUCCAGAGAUUUCUCCGUGUUGCCAACUUAGUCGAAAUCGAUGAGCCUCGUGUUGCUUUUCUCUGCCGUGUCCAUGCCUUUGAAAUAGCACAUAAUAUGGACAAAAAUUCGAGUGGACGGGGUGUUCGACAGUUCAAAACUUCUCUUCUUCAGCGGCUUGAACAGGAUGAGGAACCUACAUUCAGAAGACGGAAGGAGAAGAGCGACAUACGCGAACUCAGACGCGUUUACCAUGAGUACAAGGAAUAUAUUGUUAAACAUGGUAGAACAUUUGCAUUAGAAAGCAGUCAUAGGCAGAAGUUGAUAAAUGCAUGUGCAAUUGCUUCCGUGUUGUUUGAAGUUCUCAAGAGAAUAACAUUUGCAGCCAAUCCUCAGGCUCUUGCCGACAGAGAAAGUGUGAACUCAAAAUCUGAGUUCUUUGUGCCAUAUAACAUUCUACCGCUCGAUCAUGGAGGCAUUCAGCAAGCAAUUAUGCAAUUGCCCGAGGUCAAGGCUGCAGUUGCAGCUGUCCGCAAUAUUCGCGGUUUACCUUCUGCCGAAGAUUUUCAGAAACACGGGGCUUUCACUGAUUUGUUUGAUUUUCUUCAGUAUUGUUUCGGAUUUCAGGAAGGGAAUGUAGCCAACCAGAGGGAACAUCUAAUUCUACUCCUUGCAAACACUCACAUCAGGAAAGCUCAUAAGCAGACAUCGAGCUCAAAGAUAGAAGAUGUUGUGGUGGAUGAACUAAUGAAGAAGUUUUUUAAAAAUUAUACAAAUUGGUGCAAAUUCUUGGGGAGAAAAAGCAACAUCCGGUUGCCUUAUGUGAAACAGGAGGCUCUUCAAUACAAACUUUUAUAUCUAGCGCUUCACCUACUUAUCUGGGGGGAGGCUGCAAACUUAAGAUUCAUGCCAGAGUGUUUAUGUUAUAUUUUUCAUGAGAUGGCUUGGGAAUUGCAUGGUAUGUUAACUGGGGCUGUGAACCCAACAACAUGGGAGAAAGUCAUGCCAGCGUAUGGCGGAGGAUCGGAGUCCUUUCUUAACAAUGUAGUUACUCCCAUAUACAAAGUAAUAAAAGAGGAAGCUAACAAAAGUAAAAAUGGCACAACCGAUCAUUCGACCUGGAGAAACUAUGAUGAUCUCAAUGAGUUCUUCUGGUCUCCUGAUUGUUUCCAAAUAGGUUGGCCCAUGCGUGAAGACCACAAUUUUUUCUGUGUAAACCCUUCAAGUAAACCCAAAGCUAAGAAAGCUUCAAAAUCAACUAAUGCUGAAGAAAAAAGGGAGCUGAAAGAAGAGGAAAAAGAUGAAGAAUUAGGGACUAAUAGAGAGGGAGAUCAAGAACAAAAGCAUGAACAAGAAUGGUUAGGGAAAUCAAAUUUUGUCGAGAUCCGGUCCUUUUGGCAGAUAUUUAGGAGCUUUGACAGAAUGUGGAUCUUCUUUAUUUUAUCCCUUCAGGCCAUGAUUAUUAUGGCAUGCUAUGAAUUGGAAUCUCCACUUCAGUUGUUUGACAAAGCAGUGUUUGAGGAUGUUUUGAGCAUCUUCAUCACAUCUUCAAUCCUUAAACUCAUACAAGCAAUACUGGACAUAGUUUUUACAUGGAAAGCCAGGCAAACCAUGGAAUAUUCCAACAAAAUACGACAAGUGGUGAGGUUGGUUUUUGCAGCGAUAUGGACAAUCAUUCUUCCAACAUGCUAUGCUCACUCUAGAAGAAAAUACACUUGUUUUUCCUCACAAUCUGGAAGCUGGCUUGAAGAGUGGUGUCUUUCUCCCUAUAUGGUUGCAGUUGGAGUUUAUCUGACGCCUAGUGCAAUCGACAUGGUGCUAUUCUUUGUUCCCGCUGUUAGAAAGUAUAUUGAGAUAUCAAAUUCCAAAAUAUUCACUAUUUUCUCUUGGACACAGCCUAGAUUAUACCUCGGAAGAGGGAUGCAAGAAAGCCAGGUCUCAGUGCUGAAGUAUAUGUUAUUUUGGAUACUGGUGUUAUUGAGCAAAUUCUGUUUCAGCUAUUGGUUUGAGAUAAAACCGCUUAUAGAACCAACAAAGCAGAUCAUGAAAAUCGGAGUUGAAAAUUAUGAUUGGCAUGAGCUUUUCCCAAAAUUCAAGAGUAAUGCUGGUGCAAUUGUUGCCGUAUGGGCUCCAAUAGUAGUUGUGUAUUUUAUGGACACACAGAUAUGGUAUUCGGUUUUCUGUACAAUAUUUGGAGGACUUUAUGGUAUUUUGCAUCACCUUGGUGAGAUUCGGACGCUAGGAAUGUUGAGAAGUCGAUUCCAUACCUUGCCUUCUGCAUUCAAUGGUUGUCUCAUUCCUCCAUCAAAAAAUGAUCAAAAGAGAGGAAAAGGUUUAUUUGGCAAUAGAUUUCACAAGGGGCCAGAAAAUGAGAAAAAUGGUGUUGCCAAGUUUGUGCUUGUGUGGAACCAGAUCAUAAGCAGUAUUCGUUCAGAGGAUUUGAUUAGCAACAAGGAGGUGGAUUUGAUGAUAAUACCUAUGUUAACUGAUUUAUUUGCUGGCAUUGUUCGUUGGCCGAUUUUCCUUAUAGCAAAUAAGUUUUCGACGGCGUUGAGCAUCACAAAGGAUUUUGUGGGGAAGGAUGAAACUCUUGUCAGAAAGAUCAAAAAAGAUAAAUGCAUGUACUAUGCUGUAAAGGAAUGUUAUGAGUCACUCAAGUACAUUCUUGAAAUUCUAAUUGUGAGAGAUCUGGAAAAGAGGAUGAUAUCUACUAUAUUAAAUGAAAUCGAAGAAAGCAUGGCAAGAUCAAGUCUCCUUGAGGACUUUAGGAUGACUGAACUCCCAAAUCUACAAGCUAAAUUUGUUGAGUUACUUGAGCUUCUGGUUGAAGGAAAUGUAGAUCAUUAUGGUAAAGUUGUGAAAGUCCUUCAAGACAUAUUUGAGAUUAUAACAAAUGAUAUGAUGAUAGACAGUUCGAGGAUAUUGGAAUUGCUGUGCCAUUCACAGCGGAUGGAAAGUAAUGAACCUUAUUUUACUAGAACUAUUGAACCACAACUAUUUGAGUCAGAUUGUGGGGAGAACUCUAUUCAUUUUCCUUUGCCUGACAGUGCCCCACUGACUGAACAGAUCAAGCGUCUUCUUUUGUUGCUCACCAUCAAAGAUACAGCUUUGGACAUACCUACUAACUUAGACGCACGAAGGCGCAUAUCGUUCUUUGCUACUUCUCUGUUCAUGACAAUGCCUAGUGCUCCGAAAGUGCGCAAUAUGCUAUCAUUCAGUGUUCUAACUCCUCAUUAUAUGGAAGAUGUUAACUUCUCAAUGAAGGAGCUCCAUUCAAGUCAACGAGAGGUUUCUAUUAUAUUCUACAUGCAAAAAAUAUUUCCAGAUGAAUGGAAAAACUUUUUGGAACGGAUGGGUUGUGCAAGUUUGGAUGGACUGAAAGAUGAAGGAAAGGAAGAAGAUCUUAGAAAGUGGGCUUCCUUCCGGGGCCAAACACUGAGCAGAACAGUUAGAGGAAUGAUGUACUAUAGAGAAGCAUUAAAACUUCAAGCUUUCCUUGACAUGGCUGAAGAUGAAGAUAUUCUUGAAGGUUAUGACACGGCUGAAAGAGAAAACCACUUGCUAGCUGCUCAGCUAGAUGCUUUAGCAGACUUGAAAUUUACAUAUGUGGUUUCUUGUCAAAGAUUUGGAUCACAAAAAGCCGCUGGAGAUCCGCGUGCACAAGACAUAAUUGACUUGAUGAUAAGGUAUCCAGCUCUCCGACUUGCGUAUGUUGAGGAGAAAGAAGUGAUUGUGGAAAAUAAGCCUCAAAAGGUCUACUCUUCUGUCUUGCUUAAAGCUGUCAAUGGUUUUGACCAGGAAAUAUAUCGUGUAAAGCUUCCUGGCCCACCUGAAAUUGGAGAAGGAAAACCUGAAAAUCAAAAUCAUGCCAUUAUCUUUACUCGUGGUGAAGCUUUGCAGACGAUUGAUAUGAAUCAAGAUAGCUACUUGGAAGAAGCAUUCAAAAUGAGAAACCUUCUACAAGAAUUUCUUAAGUGCCAAGGACGGCGACCGCCGACUAUACUUGGUCUGAGGGAACACAUUUUUACAGAAAGUGUUUCUUCGCUAGCCUGGUUCAUGUCAUAUCAAGAGACUAGCUUUGUCACCAUUGGUCAAAGACUUCUUGCUAAACCUCUCAGGGUACGGUUUCACUAUGGACAUCCAGACAUCUUUGACAGGAUAUUUCACAUCACAAGAGGUGGCAUAAGCAAAGCAUCAAAAACAAUCAACCUGAGUGAGGAUAUUUUCGCAGGAUUUAAUUCGACUCUGAGAAGGGGGUGUAUCACAUACCAUGAGUACAUGCAAGUUGGCAAAGGCCGCGACGUAGGUUUAAAUCAGAUCUCAAAGUUUGAAGCUAAGGUGGCUAAUGGGAAUAGUGAACAAACUUUAAGCCGUGACAUAUACCGCCUUGGUUGUCAAUUCGAUUUCUUCCGAAUGCUGUCUUGCUAUUUCACAACAAUUGGAUUUUAUUUCAGCAGCCUGAUUUCAAUAAUUGGAAUCUAUAUCUUCCUUUAUGGGCAGCUAUAUCUUGUUCUUAGUGGGCUGCAAAAAGCAUUGCUUAUUGAGGCUAGAGUCCAGAACCUAGAAUCCUUGGAAACAGCUCUUGCAUCGCAGUCGUUUAUACAGCUUGGCCUCCUCACAGGCUUGCCAAUGGUUAUGGAGAUUGGACUAGAGAAAGGAUUCCUAACAGCUCUAAAGGAUUUUGUCCUCAUGCAACUGCAGCUGGCUGCUGUCUUCUUCACUUUCUCCUUUGGCACAAAAACUCAUCAUUACGGCCGUACACUUCUCCAUGGGGGUGCUAAAUAUCGCCCCACCGGGAGAAAAGUUGUGGUGUUCCACACAAGCUUCACUGAGAAUUACAGACUCUACUCAAGAAGCCACUUUGUUAAGGGAUUUGAGUUGUUGCUCCUCUUGAUUGUUUACGACUUGUUUCGGCGGUCCUAUGAGAGCAGCAUGGCUUAUGUACUAAUCACAUACUCGGUCUGGUUCAUGUCAAUCACGUGGUUGUUUGCGCCGUUUCUUUUCAAUCCUUCUGGAUUCAGCUGGGGCAAGAUUGUGGAUGAUUGGAAGGAUUGGAACAAGUGGAUAAGGCAGCAAGGUGGCAUAGGGAUUCAACAAGACAAAAGCUGGCAUUCUUGGUGGAAUGAUGAACAAGCUCAUCUUCGUCAUUCGGGGAUAUUUUCAAGGCUGUUUGAAAUACUCCUUUCUCUCAGGUUUUUCAUGUAUCAAUAUGGUCUGGUCUAUCACCUCGACAUCUCCCAACAUAGCAAAAAUGUCCUGGUCUAUGUGCUCUCGUGGAUUGUGAUUCUUGUCGUUUUCUUCUUUGCCAAGGCAGUGAACAUUGGAAGACAAAAAUUGAGUGCCAAUUAUCAACUUUUGUUUAGGCUGUUCAAAGCAAUCCUCUUCAUUACCGUUUUGGCAAUCAUAAUCACUCUUUCUCGGAUCUGCCAACUGUCUUUAAGGGACUUAAUAGUCUGCUGUCUAGCAUUUCUGCCAACUGGAUGGGGUUUGAUCAUGAUUGCACAAGCUGUGAGGCCAAAGAUAGAAGACACUGGACUUUGGGACUUCACCAGGGUGCUUGCUAAAGCCUAUGAUUAUGGAAUGGGUGUUGUCCUUUUUGCUCCAAUAGCUAUUUUGGCAUGGCUUCCAAUUAUAUCAGCCUUUCAAACUCGUUUCCUAUUCAAUGAAGCUUUCAAUAGGCAUUUGCAAAUCCAACCAAUUCUUGCCGGGAAAAGAAAACAAAAAUAGUUUUUUCUACAAUAUUACACGUAAUAUA